ACGGAGUAGACGUGGCUUUCUUCCACAGCCUCUCUGGGGUCACAGGACAAGGAGCUGUUUGAGUGGACACACUUUUUUGUACUCAGCCUCUCAGGGCCUCCUGUGCUGGUCAUGCCUGUGCCCACAGAGGAUACCCCACCACCUCUGAGUGGUACCCCCACCCCAGUCCCAGCCUACUUCCGCCAUGCAGAACCUGGUUUUUCCCUCAAGAGGCCCAGGGGGCUUAGUAGGAGCCUUCCCCCCCGACCCCCUGCCAAGGGCAGUAUCCCCAUCAGUCGCCUCUUUCCUCCUCGGACCCCAGGCUGGCACCAGCCCCAACCCCGGAGGGUGUCAUUUCAAGACAAAGCCUCUGAGACCCUGCAGAGCCCUGGUUAUGACCCAAGCCGGCCAGAGUCCUUCUUCCAGCAGAAUUUCCAGAGACUUGGCCGCCUGGGUCAUGGCUCUUAUGGAGAGGUCUUCAAGGUGCGCUCCAAGGAAGAUGGCCAGCUCUAUGCAAUAAAGCGCUCCAUGUCACCAUUCCGGGGCCCCAAGGACCGGGCCCGAAAGCUGGCUGAGGUCAGCGGCCAUGAGAAAGUGGGGCAGCACCCAUGCUGUGUGAGGCUGGAGCGAGCCUGGGAGGAGGGCGGCAUCCUGUACCUGCAGACAGAGCUGUGUGGGCCCAGCCUGCAGCAGCACUGUGAAACCUGGGGUACUAGCCUGCCUGAGGCCCAGGUCUGGGGCUACCUACGGGAUACCCUCCUCGCUCUGGCCCACCUGCAUGGCCAAGGCCUGGUUCACCUUGACAUCAAGCCUGCCAACAUCUUCCUGGGGCCCCGGGGCCGCUGCAAACUGGGUGACUUUGGGCUGCUGGUGGAGCUGGAUGCAUCUGGAGCUGGUGAGGCACAGGAGGGAGACCCCCGAUACAUGGCCCCCGAGCUACUGCAGGGCUCCUAUGGGACAGCAGCCGAUGUGUUCAGUCUGGGUCUCACCAUCCUGGAAGUGGCAUGCAACAUGGAGCUGCCCCAUGGCGGAGAAGGCUGGCAGCAGCUGCGCCAGGGCUACCUGCCCCCCGAGUUCACUGCUGGCCUGUCUUCUGAGCUACGGUCUGUCCUCAUCAUGAUGCUGGAGCCUGAUCCCAAGCUGCGGGCCACAGCCGAGGCCCUGCUGGCCCUGCCUAUGCUCAGGCAGCCACAGCCCUGGAGUGUCCUGUGGUACAUGGCUGCUGAAGCCCUGAGUCGAGGGUGGGCCCUGUGGCAGGCCCUGCUUGCCCUGUUGUGCUGGCUCUGGCAUGGGCUGGCUCACCCUGCCAGCUGGCUGCAGCCCCCGAGCCCUCCGGCCACCCCGCCUGGCUCACCGCCCUGCAGCUUCCUCCUGGACAGCAGCCACUCCAGCAACUGGGAUGACGACAGCAUAGGGCCCUCGCUCUCUCCAGAGGCCAUCCUGGCCAGGGCUGCCAGGAGCACCUCCUCAACCCCCCAGAGCAGGCACACACUGAGGGAUUCCCUGGACCUAAGUGACAUUGACUGUGAGCCCCCUCAGGGCUCUUUCCCUUCCUUUGAGCCUCGGAACCUUCUCAGCCUAUUUGAGGACUCACUGGGCCCAACCUGAGCCCAUUUCAG
Messenger RNA from Molossus molossus (Pallas's mastiff bat), 1598 nucleotides. RefSeq names its product protein kinase, membrane associated tyrosine/threonine 1 (gene PKMYT1). Gene Ontology annotation, molecular function: protein kinase activity; ATP binding. The transcript has 7 exons. The record is from RefSeq and is a predicted model, not a curated record. NCBI's taxonomy places the organism in Eukaryota, Metazoa, Chordata, Mammalia, Chiroptera, Molossidae. Gene Ontology annotation, biological process: protein phosphorylation. Bases 112 to 1587 code for a protein of 491 amino acids.